CAGUCAGCUGGUAGGAGCUGGUUUUUCCAAGACCACCAAAAACAAUUCACCACGUGUCUUCGGUGAAAUAUGAAGGAUGAAUGGUAACAUUUUAUUUAAACGUCUUAGCUGUUGGGACUUCAGGAAAUUUUAUCUGCAGUGCGCAAUGACUACUCAAACUGAGAGGUAGAGGCGAAAACCAGAAAACCACCACAAAAAGGCACUUCCUCUCAACCCGCAGGGAAAUUUGAAGAAUCCCACGACUGAUUCCCUGCACCGUGCCGAAUAUUUUUGUGACCAGUUGUGUCGGAAAUUAAAUUAUGUAGAAGCGGAAUCCAAGAGGGCACCUCUGCGUCGCUACUUUUGGACAUGAGGGCACCAGGGGGAAAACCCCACAGAAGACCCCGUGUUGCAUUUCCUCCCCUGGCCACCAGAUGGCGCUCUCCACUAAGCCACAACGUGGACGCCAUGAGUGCAGCCUGUGAUAAAUACCCGCAGAAACAGGGCUUGGUUCUGUCAGACUUCAUCCACAGAAAAUCCCAGGCUGCCAUUGGAGAGAGAGCCCGUUGGCACGAGCGAGCAGGACGCAGACGCAGGAGAUAUCGCAGGACGAACGCAGUGUCCAUCACUCUUGCUGAUGUAACCAGACAGCCUAUGUUGGUGUCAGAUAUUUAACCACAGCAACUUCGUGAGAAUAAAGGACACGAAAGGAAGCGACAAAAUGGGACAUACCGCAAUACCUAUAUUGAUGGCUGUUUUGUCCUACUGCGCGUGGGAACACGUCGAGGCUCUGGCCAUGAACGAGGUGAGCGGGCCCGUCGUCCAGGUGGCUGAGCCGCAGAUCGCCAUGUUCUGCGGCCGUCAGCUGUUGCACAUGAACCUACAGACGGGCCAGUGGGAACCGGAUCCUCAGGGCCGCCAGGGCUGCUUCAAAGAGCCCAAUGAAAUCCUCUCCUACUGUCAGGAGGUGUACCCAGCGCUUACCAUCUCCCACAUAGAGGAGUCAAAAAGACCCGUCACCAUCCCCGCCUGGUGUAAGAAAGGCUGGGGCCACUGCCAGACACACUCCUUCAUAGUGCUGCCCUACCGCUGUCUAGAAGGCGAGUAUGUGAGCGAGGCCCUACUGGUGCCCGACCGCUGCCGUUUCCUCCACCAGGAGCAGAUGGACGCCUGCGAGAGCUACGUGUACUGGCACAAUAUUGCUAAGGAGGAAUGUGCUGCAGAAAAUCUGGAGCUCCACAGCUACGGGAUGUUGUUGCCAUGUGAAGAUCACUUCCGGGGGGUUGAGUACGUGUGCUGCCCAGGCCGAGGAAGCUCUAACGGUAAAGGGGAGAUGGAGGAGAGAGACCCCCCUGCUGGUCCUCAGACCCUCACAGCCCAGUCUAGCGGAAAAUUCAACUCAAUCACCAAAGUGACGGCUCCCACUCCAAGCCCCUCACCUGACACCGAUGUGGACGAAGCCGAUAUGGAAGAGGAGGAUGACGAGGUGGUGGAGGAGGAAGAGGAAGAUGAUGAAGAAGAGGAAGUUGAUGAGGAGGAGGUGGAAGAAGAGGAGGAAGAGGAAGCCAUUGCUGUGAAAGAUCCAGAGGAGUACGAAUACCCCAUUGACUCAGGUCCGUACCAGACAUCAGACUAUCUGGACUCCUUCUACUACGAGAAAAGCCACAAACCUACCACCUCCGCUCCUCUGAUGAAGGGCGACAGCUUGACUACACCUCGGCCCACAGAUGGCGUUGAUGUGUAUUUUGAAAAGCCAGUGGACGACACUGAGCAUGCCAACUUCCUGCGUGCCAAAACAGACCUGGAGGAGCGCAGAAUGAAGAGAAUCAAUGAGAUCAUGAAGGAGUGGGCAGAAGCAGACAAUCAAUCAAAGAACCUACCAAAGUCAGAGCGACAGGCCCUGAAUGAGCACUUCCAGUCUGUGCUGCAAACUCUUGAGGAGCAGGUGGCUGGAGAGAGGCAGAGGCUGGUGGAGACUCAUCUUGCAAGAGUGGAGGCCAUACUCAACAACAACCGCCGCUUGGCCCUGGAGAACUACCUGACUGCUGUACAGUCUGAUCCCCCUCAGCCAGAGCGCGUGCUGCAGGCUCUGAAGCGCUACAUGGCCGCAGAGCAGAAGGACCGCAGACACACACUCAGGCACUACCAGCAUAUUGUGGCUGUCGACCCCCAGAAGGCUGAGCAGAUGAAAUUCCAGGUGUACACUCAUCUGCAUGUAAUUGAGGAGAGGAUGAACCAGAGUCUUGCACUGCUGUACAAGGAUCCUACUUUGUAUGAGGAGCUGCGUGAUGAUAUCCAGGAGCUUGUCAAGGCAGAAAGAGGAGACAUCAGCGAGCUCAUGACCACCUCCUUCUCUGAGACCCGCACCACUGAGGAGCUCCUGCCAGCCGAGAGCGAGGAGGAGAAGGAUGAUGAAGAGGAGGAGGAGAGGGCCUUCCAGAACAGGCCUUAUCCUCCCCGCGUUGACCUCCAGACUAAUAAGAAAGUGCCUGCAGUUGAUGAAUAUGAUUAUACCACAUCUGAGAGAGGCCCUACCUAUGAAUAUGAGGAAAAGAUCAACACUUCUGUGGAGCUCAAGCAGGUAGUCAACAAGCCUCCUGAGAUUGAGAGGGAUGAACUGCAACCUGAUGCCUUGGAGACAUUUAACCGUGGCGCCAUGGUGGGGCUGCUGGUGGUGGCUGUGGCUAUUGCCAUGGUGAUGGUGAUCAGUCUGCUUCUGGUGCGCAGGAAGCCAUACGGCACUAUCAGUCAUGGCAUCGUAGAGCAGGUCGACCCCAUGCUGACACCUGAGGAACGACAGCUCAACAAAAUGCAGAACCACGGCUAUGAAAACCCCACCUACAAAUUCUUUGAACAGAUGAACUGAGGUACUGGGGCUGCCAACAAGUCAUGCCUGACCACUUGUUCUGUCCCCCUCUCCCUCCCCCCAACACUUUUCCUUCCUAACAGCAUCCCAGCUACACUCCCAUUGACAAUUUAAUGAUGUGUUACAAGUAUGAUGUAACUGAGUAAGUAGGGGGUACGUCCCAAACCCCAUUGUAAAUGACAAACAACAACCUAUCAUCAUUACCAGAAUGUGAAUAAUGUGAUAAGAUACACACUCACAUCACGCAUUGUAAUCUAAUACUCCUCUGGGUAACAGUCUGAGCAUUGUCCUCUGCAUUAGCGAUGCUGCAGUGUUUCAUUUACCUUGAAAACCAUCCCAGUGGCAUGACUUGACCUGUUGCCCCUCACUGGAAACUGAAGCUGAACGGUGCAUAAUGCUUUAUAGUAUUUAUUUUUCAGUAGUAGUUUCUUUGUUUGAAUCGUACCACAGUUAGAUAUACUGUAUCUGUGUAGAUGAGUGUGAGUGACAGCCUAGUUAAAUUAUUGUGUAAAUUGCAAGUAAAACCAAGUCAGGGAGGGCAAUUAUCAAGCUAUUGUGAGCUAUUUGAAGGCACCUCUCAUAUGAUAACAAACAUUAAGUGAGCAUGUGGAUUUGUGAGGCUUCACUUGAAACACAGACUCAAAAAAGACCACCAUAGACACUACAGCGCUAUGUUCUGAUGGUACAUUGAGAACAUGUUUUUACUUUUGCCCUAAUAGAUGAUUAAUGAAUCGGCAAAAUAUACCAAAUAUUGAGUUUAGCUUAUUAAGUCAGUGAAUGAGUUAUUUUUCUUUGUACUGGCACCUAAAGAACUGUAAAACAGAAAAAUCAAAAGUCUUUUAUUUUAAUGAAAGCAUGACAACUUGGUGUAUGAUGCUGCUGUGUUUAUUUGUGUUGUUCCUGUCAUUGCUUUUGAGAAGUCAGAAACGUCACCGUUCAAAAAAUGGACACUGUAAAUAACGUAAGAAAUACAUACUACUAGAUGUAGACAUUUCUAUGAUUAAUUUGCAUCGGUGUAAUGGAAUAAUACAUAAAAAUAGUACAUUGUGCUGUAACGAGAAGGAGAAACAUUUUCCUAACAUGGCUGAUUGAAAACGGACUGUUGUUAAAACCAGCACAAGACAAUGACACAGUUACUUCUUUCUGAAUGUAUUUAAGGUAGACGUUGAGAUUCCAUCCUCUUUUCAGUAUACGCAUCAUUCCCCUGAGUAGAGCGAGUAGUGAAGCCCAACAAGUCAAACAGACAGACUUACAUGCCUGCUGUCCUUCUCAUCACUCCCUGUAGCAGUUUUCACAAUUGGCAGGUGUGUGUGUCAGAGCAGAGGAGCUUAAAAUUUGGGCAUGUCGGUGAUACGAGUUGUACAGAGCAGCGAGUGUAAGGAGGCCACAGCUAUAGUCAUGUGAAAUGUCAGUGUGUGUAUUCAAUCUUUAAAAAAAGACCACACUCAGGCACUCAGAUAAUAGUAAGACAUGCUGUGAGUCUUUAAAUCUGCCAGUUUGACACAUUUGGACUCAACAACAUUGAAUGUUAGUACUCUAUAGAUGCGAUAUUUAAGUUUCUAGCUUUUCACUGAAUGACUCAUUGUAGGUUGUCAUAUUUAUGAUCAACAUAGUACCCUGUAUAGGUAAGUGAAAAGGGGAUUGUCCCCUUUUUCUAGCUGAUUGUUAACUGCUUGGUGUGUCAGGUUGAUUUCUGUUAGCCUCUCAAUUCUAUCAGACCAUCUCGAUUGAGGAAGGUUAUACUGUGGGAUGUUGCUUUUUUUCUCAUCAGUCUUUUGCUGUAUGCUAUAGUAAAGAUAAUCUAAACCAAAAUCAAUUCAUUUCUGAUUCAUUUCAUUCUGGCAGGCGUUUGCUUUAAAAGCCUACAUUUGUCCAUUUGGAGGAAAAGUCAUUUAUUCAUAAGUUGUGUUUUUCUUUUUUGUAGAGUUUGCUUUAUAAUGAAGCAAAAAAAAAACUUUGACUAUCAGAGUUCUGAUUUAGCAUCAAUCUUCUGUUUCUCUGGUUAGGCAGGUAAGUUGCAGGUUGCGGUUGUGUUAUGACGGGUGAGGAGAAGUCAUAAGCCCUUGUAUAAUUUGUACAGCUACGUUAAUGAAUGAAAACGUUGUAUGUUCACAGUUUAAGUCAGUUGAUCUUGAAACCAUAGAUGAGAAUAAGCUUGCCUGUGUUUCCCAAACCACUGAAGGUUUCCUACCAGCAUUUAGCAGACGUAGAAUGGUGUAUACUGUAGUUACUCAAAUCACAUUUGUACGUACGUCCUCUGUCAAAUUCUAGACUUCUUUGUUGGUCUGUCCCCUUAUUUCCCCGAUGAAAUAUAAACAAUGUUAUUGAGAUUUUAAUUGCUGCAUUAUUGCCUUUUACAAUGCUGUGUUUUGGAUGUAAUUAUUCUGUAUUUUUUAUUUAUAUGUAAUAAUCAGUUGGAUCAAGGGUCAUGCUUUUCACCUGUAAUGUAAAUCUAGAGGCUUGUAUGAGAAAACAGUGACACAUUUAUAACAUUUAGAAUAAAUGUGAAAUAGAGACAGACCUUCGGCCUCUUCCUAAUUGACAAGGAGUGGCACAAAGCACAAGUAGAACCAAAUGACUCAAUUUGUGUGCAGGUUGAUAAAUGUUAGUUAUUUAUUGCGUCUGUCGGAUUUCAAUUAUACUGCAUUGAAUCUAGAGAUGUUGAUAGCAUCAUUAAGAGAGAGCUGUUCUUCAUUUUCAUUCAGACCUUUAACCAAAGACAUGCUCCACAAAUACGCAGACAGAUACCAAUUUGGAAAAAAGAAAAAGUUCUCUGUUGUGUAACUGUAAAUCUGAGAAAUUAGAACUGGACAAGCUAAUAAAUAGUGUAAUAAAAUGAAUGACCCAUUA
Notolabrus celidotus (New Zealand spotty) is the source of this 5695-nucleotide messenger RNA. It is a transcript of the gene aplp1, whose product is annotated as amyloid beta (A4) precursor-like protein 1. Gene Ontology annotation, biological process: axonogenesis; central nervous system development. Gene Ontology annotation, molecular function: alpha-2A adrenergic receptor binding; transition metal ion binding; alpha-2C adrenergic receptor binding. The transcript is spliced from 19 exons. The record is from RefSeq and is a predicted model, not a curated record. Lineage: Eukaryota; Metazoa; Chordata; Actinopteri; Labriformes; Labridae. Gene Ontology annotation, cellular component: plasma membrane; Golgi apparatus. The coding region runs from base 701 to 2845 and encodes 714 amino acids.